AGGGAAACGUAUUGCAUUUUCCCGCCAAAUACCUCCCAACGCCUAUUUAGCAUUUCCCGUGCAACUCCCCUAACCCUAACCCUAAACCAGGAGCCCAGCAUCGACAGCCUCGUGUAAGAAGCAGCCGACCGAAGGAGGGAGAAGAGGCGAGGGGAAGUGGAGAGGUCAAGAUGUUGGAGCUCCGGUUGGUGCAAGGAAGCCUGCUGAAAAAGGUGCUGGAAGCCAUCAAGGAGCUGGUCACCGAUGCCAACUUCGACUGCUCCGCCACCGGCUUUUCGCUCCAGGCCAUGGACUCCAGCCACGUCGCCCUCGUCGCCCUCCUACUCCGAUCCGAGGGCUUCGAGCAUUACCGCUGCGAUCGCAACCUCUCCAUGGGGAUGAACCUCGGCAACGUCUCCAAGAUGCUACGGUGCGCCGGCUCCGACGACAUCAUCACCAUCAAGGCCGACGACGGCAGCGACACAGUCACCUUCAUGUUCGAAAGCCCAAAUCAAGACAAAAUUGCUGAUUUUGAAAUGAAGCUGAUGGACAUAGACAGUGAACACCUUGGCAUUCCAGAUGCUGAGUACCAAGCCAUCGUGAGGAUGCCUUCUGGGGAAUUUUCAAGGAUUUGCAAAGAUCUGAGCAGCAUAGGAGACACUGUGAUCAUUUCAGUGACCAAGGAAGGAGUCAAGUUCUCAACUGCUGGAGACAUUGGAACUGCCAACAUUGUUUGCAGGCAAAACAAGACAGUAGAUAAGCCUGAAGAAGCCACUGUCAUUGAAAUGCAAGAGCCUGUGUCGUUAACUUUUGCUCUGAGGUACCUGAACUCCUUCACCAAGGCAACACCGCUCUCUGAGACUGUAAGCAUCAGCCUAUCGUCCGAUCUGCCGGUUGUGGUUGAGUAUAAAAUUGCAGACAUGGGAUAUGUAAGGUAUUAUCUUGCACCAAAGAUUGAAGAGGAAGAGGACAUGAAGCCAUAAAACCUUCCUACUACCUUCAGCUCAUGCUUCAGUGUUUAUAUGAAAAAGCUUCUAUUUCUAAUGUAAGAUUCUGUGUGUGGACUUGAAUUAUUAUUCACUCUGUUACUUUCAGUAGGGUUUCAUUUUGUUAAGGUUCAGUUUGGAACUUGAGAAAGUGGUCUUGAUUCAAUUGUAGUUGACUUUUAAUCAGUUAAUGAUUUUAGCAUUGUAAAA
Zingiber officinale is the source of this 1175-nucleotide messenger RNA. Its product is annotated as proliferating cell nuclear antigen-like. Lineage: Eukaryota; Viridiplantae; Streptophyta; Magnoliopsida; Zingiberales; Zingiberaceae. The record is from RefSeq and is a predicted model, not a curated record. Gene Ontology annotation, cellular component: PCNA complex. Gene Ontology annotation, molecular function: DNA binding; DNA polymerase processivity factor activity. Bases 171 to 962 code for a protein of 263 amino acids. Gene Ontology annotation, biological process: mismatch repair; translesion synthesis; leading strand elongation. The transcript has 4 exons.